Messenger RNA from Aspergillus saccharolyticus JOP 1030-1, 1798 nucleotides. RefSeq lists its product as uncharacterized. Lineage: Eukaryota; Fungi; Ascomycota; Eurotiomycetes; Eurotiales; Aspergillaceae. The record is from RefSeq and is a predicted model, not a curated record. The annotation marks the transcript as partial. The transcript is spliced from 3 exons.
CCAAAACCCUGACUUCCACGGUCAUGGUGUUUAAGCCACUGAUUCCUGAACAGUCUGUUAGUCAUUAACCAACAUUUUCUGAGUCCCCAUUGGCCGUCUUGAAAGCCGCAAACAAUUGUACAAGUCCCUAUGAAUCCACUUGUUCGAUUAACCAUGGUAUACUUAGUAAUCCUAGGAUACAUCCUACCAUAUAAACCUUCCUUCAUGCAGGAAUGAUGGUGAAUACCGAUAUAGUAGAUGUGUCAAAGUACUCGUCAUGGACAACCCUUGGAAUCUAACUUCCGCUGCACAGCUCGGCACUGUGAAGAUACAUCAACUCAGACAGCUGCGCUUUACAAGCUUGCAAGGAAAGCUUAAGACACACUCAGUUGACCAGGGCAAUAUCAACCGUCUUAAGCAUCGAUUUAAGAAAGAGGGCUGUCAGCGCUCAGCUCCGCCAAAUUAUAUCAACGCAUUGGUGUCAAGGGACCAGUACCGCGAAAUUCUUACAAUGAAUUCUCUUUCAGCCAUUGGCUCGGAUAUUCCUGCCAUCAUAUUAGCUCCAAACUGCUUCUUGGACUGUACAAGAGGGAGACAUCGAAUCGCAGCAGCAAGUUCAUGGUUGCCACCAGAUGAUAUUUGGUGGAAUGUGACCCUGUAUGAUAACUCAAAACUUGAUGAUAAAGCGAGGAGGAUUUUAUAUGAGUUUAGAGACAGCUCACGAGUCUUAUCUGACGGAGAGAUAUUCUUCAAUGUCCGCUACUACCAGAAAUGUCAAAAUGAUGCUGCUGCCGGGGAGUGGCUAGCAAAAUGGUCACCAACUAAAUGUCGAGACUUCCGUCAGAUCUACAGAGACAAAGGAUCGCCUUAUAAACGAUUCCAGAAAAGUCUAGACAAACUUCUUGAUUUCCCUGGCAUAUGGCAACCCUGGUUAAUGGGUACCCAUCUCCUGAGUAUGCAAUGUCCUGAGGAACUCUCUAAUUAUUUGGAUCAUAUCUAUCGGUCAUUGCAUGUUUUGACAUGCGGACACCAUAGUGAUCUUGAUUUAGAGACAAUUCAACUUCUUGAAGGAAGAUGCCCUCAAUGGUCCGACGGUGAUUGUUGGUAUAUAAAUGAAAUAUUCAACAAUGGGAGAGCAUUUUCCCAUAUUACAGAUGCUCAGGCUCGAUCUCAAUUACACCAGGCAGCCCUCGCUUUUAAGGGCAUUGUUCCCUCGCUCAAAACCUUCCUAGAAAAUACCAAGUACAUUAAGCCCGUAAUGCAGGUUAUGAAAAAGUUCCUUCCAUCAAAUUUUGCGGGCACCAUUCAAGAAGCAAUGAGGGCAUGUUACAUUGCUUCUAGUGAAGAUCCACUGCCGAUCCAAAUAACAGAGAACGAUUUUGCCUAUAAUCCAGUGGAGGAUAGAAGUACAAGAUUCUGGUCAGCAUACCGUCAAAUGUUCUUAUUCGCCACCCGCAAUUUCUACGGGCUUUCAGAGCAUCGGCCAAUUGGCAUCCACAAGCAUUCCCGGAAGCCAGCAGACUACCACGAAUUAUGGGCUCGGUUCAAAGACCUUGCUAACAAAGUUGGCUUUCAGGUCGCUAGAGUGUUGAAUGGUAUUGGCAGGAAACCAGUAGCACUGUCCCGUCCAUACCAUAGCACAGACUCCCGUACACCGUGGUCAAUCGAGAGACGAUGCGGGAUGACCGAUGCUGAUUCCUAUUUUGCUGAUCAGAAAUACCUCUUCCUGAAUCAGAUUUAUACUUUACAAAACGACGAGAGACGUGAACAUCCGACAGACUUUGAAGUGAAACGUGACAUGUUUAUUGCUUUUUUCCCG